This is a messenger RNA of Endocarpon pusillum Z07020, 897 nucleotides long. RefSeq lists its product as uncharacterized. The coding region runs from base 1 to 897 and encodes 298 amino acids. The transcript has 3 exons. The record is from RefSeq and is a predicted model, not a curated record. NCBI's taxonomy places the organism in Eukaryota, Fungi, Ascomycota, Eurotiomycetes, Verrucariales, Verrucariaceae.
AUGGGUGCGGGAAUUUCGUGCUUCAAAGGCAACGCUGUCAGUCGCAGGAAAAUCGAUAGCACCGAUUCCGAAGACGACAAGUUCGAUCCCCGGAUAAAAGAAUACAAUCCCUAUGUAUGUGAGAUUGCCACAAUGGGAGAUGCGCCAAAGUCAACUAUCCUCUUACCACUUUACGUCUAUCCCAACCCGGGCGCCUGGACUCCUCUGCAGCACAUGAUUGCCGCGUAUCCGAAUGUCUCCUUCACCGUCGUGAUCAAUCCAUUCAACGGUCCUGGACUCGAUGACUUGCCAGACGCAAACUAUCAACGAGAAAUACCCAGGUUGACAUGUCAUGCAAACGUGAAAGUCGUGGGCUACGUACACACCACCUGGGCCAAACGUGAUCUGGCUUUGGUCUUUAAGGAUAUCGACAAGUAUGCUCAGUGGCCUGAGUGUUCUGGUCUUCCAGAUUUGAAAAUCUCUGGUGUCUUUGUCGAUGAGACACCGAACGUCUACGAUGCCGAAGCUGAAGCUUAUCUAGCCAAACUGUGGAAGCACGUAAAGAAGAUGCCGGCUGGUGAUGAGAAUGUUGUUAUUCAUAACCCCGGAUGCGUUCCGGAUGCCGCUUUUCUCAAACUGGCCGACUCGACCGUCGUAUUCGAAGAUACUUACCAUACCUUCCAGACAAGGGUCUCCAAUGCCAUCUUCUCUGCCACAGCCUUAUCCAUGGUGGAUAGGAGCAAGCUGGCUUGUGUUAUUCACAGUAUUCCCGAGCAUCUCAACGGUGAGGAAUGGCGCCGCCUGGGUCAACAGGCGAGGAAGAUUGCAGGCGAUGUUUUCAUGACUGAGUUGUGCGAACACUAUUAUGCAAACUUUGCACCCAAAUGGGUGGAAUUCGUGGACGCUAUGGCUGCUUGA